Messenger RNA from Brassica rapa (field mustard), 507 nucleotides. RefSeq names its product DUF724 domain-containing protein 2-like. The record is from RefSeq and is a predicted model, not a curated record. NCBI's taxonomy places the organism in Eukaryota, Viridiplantae, Streptophyta, Magnoliopsida, Brassicales, Brassicaceae.
GAAAGCAGAGUUCAAAAUCCCUUUGAGAUCGGAGCAAAUGUGGAGAUUUCAUCACAAGAUGACAAUACUUGUCAUAAAUGGUAUCCAGGAAAUGUGUUGGCAACAUAUUUGGUUGAUGGGGUUGAGAUGGUGAAAGUUGAGUACUUCGUCCCGUCUCUGGACGAAAAGAAGAGGAAAAGGAGUGUUGAGACACGUGUAUCAAUUGACAGAAUACGUCCUCAACCACCACCUGAGAGAUCUGGAGCGAAGAAAAGUUAUGAGCUAAUGCAGGACGUGGAGGCGUUCGACAAUGGUGCCUGGUGCGCUGGAAAAGUUAAAGUCAUUUUGUUUGAUGGCUCGUGUUUUGUCUCUUUGAACAAUUCUAAAGAACAAAUUUACUUCCACCAUUCUGAGAUGCGAAAACCAAGAAAAUGGGUAGAUGGUGUUUGGGAGAUGACAAAAAAGAUGGAAGAAGAGCAGACGCAGAGUGUGAAUCCAAGUGAAGGAGAUGGUGAUAAAAAGGUAUGA